GCUCUGCGGCGGGAGCGCGCGCGCUUCUGCUGGACGCUGGAUUGGGAAGGCGGCGCAUCUAGACCCCAGACCUCCAAAACGCUUUUAAAGGUCUGGCCUCGGAAGCCCGUCAUCGCCGUUUGGGAUCUCCACGGGGGCUGGAGGAGAGCAUCUGAUCUGAGAAGAUCUUGAGGACGGAUGGCGGUCCGUAUGAAGACCGCAAGGUUCGCGAGGACUGCUGCACCACUAAUCCAUCCCUUCGUCAUCCCCUGAUCCUCUCCGUCUGCGGUCGAGGGGAGCGGUCGGCGCUGGUCACGCUCGGGAAGAUAUGGUCGCGAGGUGCGGGCGCGCGGUCGGGUGUUCGCACGGUCGCUGCUGGGGCUCAGAUCAUCGCGGUAACGUCGUUGUAUCGUUCGCGGAGGGAAAGCAGAGCUGCAUCUCCGUCUCCCUGGUCGCUGGAGACAAAGUCUCUUCUCUACGUGCUUUCUGUCUGAUGAGGUGAAGGAGUCAAUGAAGGGCAGAGUCACAGCUCAUUGACGAAUGACUGAUCAUCAUCAUCUUCAUCACAAGUAGUAGCAGCAGCAGCUCCCGAAAAGGUGAUCCUCUCCUCCUGGAACGCGGUCCAUCAUCACCUGCUCGAGAAACACCCCCCUCCCCACCACGAUGACCACCAUCGAGCUGGAGCACUUCGAGGAGCGCGACAAGGCGCAUCGCUCCUCGCGGGGGUCCGCCUCCGGCACGGGCUCCCAGUCGGGCUCCCGCGCGAACAGCCUCGUGCCCAGUCCGGCCCACAGCGCCAACUGCAGCCUGUACCGAACGCGCACGCUGCAGGCGCUCAGCUCCGAGAAGAAAGCCAAGAAGGUGCGCUUCUACCGCAACGGGGAUCGCUACUUCCGGGGGCUCGUGUACGCCGUGUCGGCGGACCGCUGCCGCUCCCUGGACGCGCUGCUCGCCGAACUCACCAAGUCUCUGGCGGACAGCAGCAGCCUCCCGCAAGGCGUGCGCUGCAUCUACACCGUGGACGGCGCGCGCAGGAUCUCCAGCCUCGAGGAGCUGCUGGAAGGCGAGAGCUACGUGUGUGCGUCCAACGAGCCCUAUCGCAAGGUGGACUACACCAAGAACGUGAACCCCAACUGGUCGGUAAACGUGAAAGCUCAAGGGGCUCGCUCCCGGUCCACCCCUGGGUCACCGAAGAGUGAGCAUCAGCAGCGCGAGAGCAAGGACUUCAUCAAGCCCAAACUGGUGACGGUGCUUCGCGGGGGGGUCAAGCCUCGCAAGGCCGUGCGAGUGCUUCUCAACAAAAAGACGGCGCACUCCUUUGAGCAGGUACUCGCUGACAUCACCGAGGCCAUCAAGCUCGACUCGGGACCUGUGAAAAGGCUCUACACCCUGGAUGGCAAGCAGCUCACCUGUUUGCAGGACUUCUUUGGGGACGACGACGUGUUCAUCGCUUGCGGACCUGAGAAGUACCGCUAUGCCCAGGAUGACUUUGGCUUGGACCACAGUCGCAAGGCCUCGGCCGCCUUUGUUUCCGAGUGCCGGGAGCUGAAGUCCUCGUACUCUCGCGCCGCCGCCCCUGCGAGGCCCUCCGGAGCCAAGAACCUCGGACCCCUACGUCGCAGCAAGUCCCCGGGCUCAGCAUCCGGAACCCCUGGGACCCCCGGGACCCCUGGCAGCCAGACAUCUAGGCCCAGGUCACCCAAGGCGUCCGGCUCCACUCCAACCAGCCCCGGUAGCUUGUCAAGCCGCAGGAUGUCCCCCCAUCGCGGCUCCUCUUCCAGCGUAAACAGAGCCGUGGAUCUGAGCGAUGACUUGAGUCCAGAAGCAGUGAACGGGAAUGCGUGCCCAGCCGCUUCUGUCAUCUUGGACAAGUACAAGGUUGGAAAGGUCAUCGGCGAUGGAAACUUUGCUGUUGUGAAGGAGUGUGUGGAAAGGGCCACGGGGAUGGAGUUUGCACUGAAGAUCAUUGACAAGGGCAAAUGCAGCGGCAAGGAGCACCUGAUUGAGAACGAGGUGGCCGUGCUGCGGAGGGUGAAGCAUCCCAAUAUCAUCAUGCUGAUAGAGGAGGUGGACACACCGAGUGAGCUCUACCUGGUCAUGGAGCUGGUCAAGGGUGGCGACCUCUUCGACGCCAUCACCUCGUCCACCAAGUACACGGAGCAGGAUGCCAGUGCCAUGGUGUUCAACUUGGCCAGUGCCCUCAAGUACCUGCACAGCCUCAACAUCGUCCACCGAGACAUCAAGCCAGAGAACUUGCUCGUGUGUGAAUACCCAGAUGGUACCAAGUCUCUGAAACUGGGGGACUUUGGCCUGGCCACUGUGGUGGAGGGGCCGCUAUACACUGUGUGCGGGACCCCCACGUAUGUUGCACCAGAAAUCAUUGCUGAAACAGGCUACGGGCUGAAGGUGGACAUCUGGGCUGCUGGAGUCAUCACCUACAUCCUGCUGUGUGGCUUCCCACCCUUCCGCAGUGAGAACAACCUCCAGGAGGACCUGUUCGACCAGAUCCUGGUGGGUCGUCUUGAGUUUCCCACCCCCUACUGGGACAACAUCACCGACUCGGCCAAAGAGCUCAUUGGCCGGAUGCUGCAGGUGAACGUGGAGGCCCGCUACACAGCCGAGGACAUACUGGCCCAUCCGUGGGUAACUGAGGACGUCGCCAUGGAGAACAACCUGAAGGUGGAGAUGAGCGAACUGACCAUGCAGCUCAACGGCUCCCGAAAGCACAGCAACCCGACCGCAGGCGCGUCCGUUAUCGUGCCACAGAGAACGGCUCCCGGUAAACAACACCAGGCCCUGCAUCCUCGGGGCCCAUGUCAAGAGCCCUGGGAACAAGGUCCAGCCGAAGGUCUUCCAGCCCCCUUCUCCCUGUGCUCGUCCCACCUGCCCAGAGCGGCACUCACGUAACCCCUCCAACCCAGCCCCCCCCCCCCUCCCCAACCCCCAGGUCAACAUCCUUCAUGGCUCUCUUCAUCUUUUGUGUCUCAUUAUACCAACAUCUCUCUCCAUACAUGUUCUAGGAAAGAUGCUCUUAGUUGCCAUGAUGAAAUUAACAUAAGUUAUUAUGGUCCUUUAGCACUGCUGUAUAAUUAUCAUCCUGAAGAAACAGACUGGUGGUUCAUCCUGAUCGCUGACAACUCUGCAAAUUUAACUGCAAACUUGCAAAGUGACGCGGUUAAGAAGCUGUGCAAAACACUGAUUACUUGUUGGGAGGAACGGCAGCGGGUUCUGAGACCUACGUUGUUUUUGCUUUACCAAACAAAGAGACAUACAGCUCUUUUAUGAGGUGGAGGAGGUUGUGUGGGUAACUGAUAUGCUUCUCAGACAAGUACUGUAUAGCAAAUACAAGCAAAGGGUUAAAUUUACAUACACUGUAUUCCAGAUGUGUGACUAAGGAAAUAACUCAGUCGGCUGUUUGGGUCCACGACAACUGGGCGCUAGUAGCUUUUGAGCCGUGUCUGUCUACUUGCUCACUCGCUCUGGUGGAACAGGGUGAAGUUACCCUGUUUUACAGCAUUCAAUACCAGCAGCUCCCGGCUCGGUGGUAUUUUCUACUCGGACAAUCAGACUCGCACGGCGGCCCUUUAAAGCAGCUCCCCGGGCGGCCGGUUGGGGGUUUUAACGAGUGCCAAUUUGAAUUUCCUUUCCUGGAAACCGAACCCUUUUCGGUGUCGAGAUUUGUAGCUCUCCAGUUGGAUUCAAUGUGAUUUUGUAUUGGAAUAAUAAACCUACGUGAAACGAAUGCAAAACUGUCUUUUUAUCCCCGAUUCCAUCACAAACUCCCAUCCCUCGCACAACGGAGUCCCGCAGAAUGAAAAUGCGGUAAACGGCUUAUGAAGAUAUUGUAC
Scleropages formosus (Asian bonytongue) is the source of this 3827-nucleotide messenger RNA. Its product is annotated as serine/threonine-protein kinase DCLK2-like. Gene Ontology annotation, molecular function: ATP binding; protein kinase activity. The transcript is spliced from 16 exons. Lineage: Eukaryota; Metazoa; Chordata; Actinopteri; Osteoglossiformes; Osteoglossidae. Bases 643 to 2886 code for a protein of 747 amino acids. Gene Ontology annotation, biological process: protein phosphorylation; intracellular signal transduction. The record is from RefSeq and is a predicted model, not a curated record.